Messenger RNA from Cyclopterus lumpus (lumpfish), 800 nucleotides. RefSeq names its product trace amine-associated receptor 13c-like. Gene Ontology annotation, cellular component: membrane. Gene Ontology annotation, molecular function: trace-amine receptor activity. The record is from RefSeq and is a predicted model, not a curated record. Lineage: Eukaryota; Metazoa; Chordata; Actinopteri; Perciformes; Cyclopteridae. Gene Ontology annotation, biological process: G protein-coupled receptor signaling pathway.
GUUGUCUGACGAGCUCAGCAUCAUCUCGUCUCCUCUUCCUGAGAAUGAAAACCCUUGAAGAAGUCGAACUUUGCUUUCCACAACUCCUCAACUCCUCCUGCAGGAAGCCCAUGCGUCCUCACGCUCUAUCAAUGCUCACUUACAUUUUACUGUCCUCCAUCUCUGUGCUCACUGUGACUCUCAACCUACUGGUCAUCAUCUCGAUCUCCCACUUCAGGCAGCUCCACACACCCACCAACCUCCUCCUCCUCUCUCUGGCUGUCUCAGAUUUCUUCGUGGGCUUCCUUAUGUUCUUUCAUAUAGUGCUCAUAGACGGCUGCUGGUUAAUCGGUGACCUCAUGUGUACUUUGUACAAUGUUCUGAGUUAUAUUAUUACCUCUGCUUCAGUAGGAACCAUGGUUCUCAUAGCAGUUGACCGAUAUAUGGCUAUUUGUGAGCCUCUACAUUAUCCCUACAAAGUCACACAAAAAAGAGUUCAAGUCUGUGUUUGUAUGUGUUGGAUAUGUUCUGCUUACUUCAGUCUGCUGUUGAAGGAUAACCUGGAACCACCAGGCAGGUAUAAUUCCUGCUUAGGAGAGUGUGUUGUUGUGAUUAACAACAUUGCUGGACUUGCAGAUCUUUUUUUGUCCUUUAUUGGUCCUGUCACUGUCAUCAUAGUUCUGUAUAUGAGAGUUUUUGUGGUGGCUGUGUCUCAGGCUCGUGCCAUGCGCUCUCAGAUUGCAUCAUUCCCUCUCAAGUGUUCAGUCAGUGUAACUGCUAAAAAAUCUGAAAUGAAAGCAGCCAGAACUCUUGUGUCAUAG